AUGCCUCCCAAAGCCGCCGCAGAGAAGAAGCCCGCCUCCAAGGCACCUGCUUCCAAGGCUCCCGCUGAGAAGAAGGAAGCUGGCAAGAAGACCGCCGCGACUGGUGACAAGAAGAAGCGCACCAAGACGCGCAAGGAGACCUACUCUUCCUACAUCUACAAAGUCCUCAAGCAAGUUCACCCAGACACUGGUAUCUCCAACCGCGCCAUGUCCAUCUUGAACUCCUUCGUCAAUGACAUCUUCGAGCGCGUCGCCACCGAAGCCUCCAAGCUUGCCGCAUAUAACAAGAAGUCCACCAUCUCAUCCCGAGAGAUUCAAACCUCUGUCCGACUCAUCCUCCCCGGCGAACUUGCCAAGCACGCUGUCUCGGAAGGUACCAAGGCUGUCACCAAGUACUCUUCGUCAACGAAAUAGAUGCUUUUCUCUCUGGGUUUUUAUGGGAUAUCUGAUCUG
Messenger RNA from Mollisia scopiformis, 453 nucleotides. Its product is annotated as histone-fold-containing protein. Gene Ontology annotation, biological process: nucleosome assembly. Gene Ontology annotation, molecular function: structural constituent of chromatin; protein heterodimerization activity; DNA binding. Gene Ontology annotation, cellular component: nucleosome. The coding region runs from base 1 to 414 and encodes 137 amino acids. The transcript is spliced from 4 exons. Lineage: Eukaryota; Fungi; Ascomycota; Leotiomycetes; Helotiales; Mollisiaceae. The record is from RefSeq and is a predicted model, not a curated record.